This is a messenger RNA of Toxoplasma gondii ME49, 1787 nucleotides long. RefSeq lists its product as hypothetical. The transcript is spliced from 3 exons. NCBI's taxonomy places the organism in Eukaryota, Apicomplexa, Conoidasida, Eucoccidiorida, Sarcocystidae. Bases 703 to 1524 code for a protein of 273 amino acids. The record is from RefSeq and is a predicted model, not a curated record.
GCUUAAGGGGGGCAGUAGUUUCCGAACAUCUUUCUCAGCCGAGAGACAGGAAAGUCUUGAAAAGGUCGCUUGCCCGUACUAUAUCUGGCAUGAUCGUGCAGUAGCGGCUUCUUUAAGUACGACCAACAGGUGAUGGCGCAUCAGACUCUCGCUGUGGGGGACGUGUAAGUCGCCAAGCGCGAUUGCUUUUCAGUCAUCGCUUUUGUCGGUGUCCGAUUGCUUUUUCCUGUCUGAGCACAAAACGAACAUGCCCCCGUAUGUUCCAAACGUCUGUGUCGUAUCGUCGUAAUAGUGACUCAAAGCACGUAGCAGUAAUUUCUCACUGGCUCAAACAGGAGCCACCCGUUUUUCCACUUCUUUAGUCGACAGGAUAACUUUUUUGGGGUGAUGCAUGUGUCUAUUAUCAGCAGUCCGAAUUAUGUUUGUCUCAUUUACAAAUGUUUGCUUGUACUGGCAGCACCCUCUCCGAACGAACACUGCAAUACUGUUUGUGUGAUAUCAGGUAGCCGCCCCUCUCAAACUGCCGAACUGUUCAUUCUGGUUUCAUAGCGGGUUCGUCAACGGCUAGAAAAUGGUCGUAGGUGUUGUCUUUUUCCGUGCAACACGAAGAAUCAAGAUAUCUCACUCAAUAGGGGAAACACUAUUGGCUCUCUUCGCCGCGACUUCAUCUUGCCUACGCCCUCGUGAGGAGGGUUCCCUCACAUGCGCCCCCCAAAAUCUCGUAUUUUGUCUCAACAUAACCUCGUUAUCCUUGGAACGAUGGGGCAUUCAAGUCGGUAUUCUCUUGGCGGAAUGCUUCGCUCCUCCAGGCUGACCUUGGAGGGUACUUGGAAGAACACGCUUGUCCGAUCCUUCUUCUCCGAAGAGCAACUGGAUGAGCUCGAUCUUUCUGAGGAAGAAAUUGCAGACUACAUGAUUAAACAUAUUGUGCCGUUUGUUAAGUCACAUAUAGUUGACGCAAUAAAGGUUCGGGACGAGAACUUCGACCAGUUUGUCGCAGACAGACUUGCUGAGCAGGGAGUUGUCCCAAAGGAACAGCAAGAGAAGAUCAAGAAAGUCAUGCAGGCCAUGGCUGCGGCAAAGGUUCAGAUCACUGACCAAACAGAUACUUUGGAAGAACAGCAAAGCAAAAUAGCUGACCUCACCCGGAAGCUCGAGGCGGCCACGCGAUAUCUGGAAGAGAAAGCUGCAACUCUGGAGAAGCAAGUCAUCGAGAAGGAGGCAUGGAAAGUAGAGCAGGAGUUGAAAGAUGAGGCCAAAUUUCCAAAGUAUGCGGUCGAUGCCCUAAGGGACCUCGAAGAAGAAAUUGCCAUGCCGACGAACGACGACGAUGACGAUGAUGAAGAGGAGAAAGAAGAUUCGUCCUCACAGAUAUCCUCUCCGACGGAAGCAACGGCAAAAGCUGGCGAAUAUUCCCCUACCUCGAAGAAGAUGCAGGAAAUUCUUAAGGACGGCAUGACAGAGAUCCAAGAAUUGCUGAGGAAACUCCUGGCCAAUGUGAGCGUACAACACAUCCCGCAAUGAUUCGAAGCUGUCUAACCGGAAGUUUUGUUCGAAGCAUACGGGGUCGUGUUUUUCCUCAAAACAAACUUUCAGCUAGAAAAUCAGUUUUGUGAAUACGUGAAUUUUGCUGAUCAGUCCAUGGGCAAAUGUUACUAUUUUCUUUGGCGUGUCCACACACCUCUGAUCUCAGACACCUGGAAAAUCAGGAAACAACGGAGAGUCGUCAGUUAUGGAACCGCGAAUGACUCUGUAUAUACUCUGAAUAUUGCCAGUUGAUGUUCUUC